AGAAUAUUGACACUGUAAGUCUGAAAAUUGUGAUUCAUGAUAUUUCUACAAACGACUGAAAUUUUGCAUUUUAUGUAUGAGAGAUAAUUUCGGAAUAAAUAUGCAGUUCACGUCGUAGUGUUUCUUGUAGUGUCAGUUGUGUAAAAAAAAAGCCUGGGAAUAAACAAUCAGCCCGUUUUUUGAAGGCUGAAAUACUGGUGAAGUAAAUCUUAAUUUCACACGUCACGUUUGGCUUGUUGAAAUAGUGUUACAACCCUAGGAGGGAUCCUUGCCGAAUUACAAUGUCUUGAAAGUUGAAUGUAAGAGCGUCUUCUUCGCGCAACCGCAGAAUAAACUAUUUUUGUCGCUCCUUUAGUACGAUUUAAGGCAGAUGUGGGCAGAUGUGCUUCGAUCAAUACCGGCUAUUUAUUUUCCUCGGGUAAAGUAAAAACAUGGGAAAACCGUGCUGAAAAAUCCAACUUAAAUAUUGAAAUAUGCUAAAGGCCUCAACAACGGAAAUUAGAUCGGAAGACAAAUUAAAUUGUAAUUAUUAUAAUUAUGGCCACGAAGACGAACAAAAUUGUCGGGUGCAUUGGAAAAUGCACUUCGGGUCUGACCCUCGAGGAGCUGGACCAAAUUACAGAUCAUAUUAAUCAAACCUUGCUUCAUGCCAAGGGAAGAGAAGUUUUUAGAAAAUAUUUAACUUUGGCUCGUCGCAAGGAUGAUUUGGCCUGCUUAGAAUUUUAUGAAAACUGUAGCGAAUAUAUCGAAAAAGAGGAAAAUUAUGUAAGAAGAGUCAAGGAACCAACUCUCGAUUUCCUGAAGAAUGAUUUCGCAAAUGCUUUGGCGAUUGCAGAAGAUAUCGAUGUUCCAGAAAUAGAUCUGGCUAUUUUGGAACGAUUCGUUGAGGCAUUAGACAGCGAAUCCAGAGAAGCAAUGCUUUCUGUUUUGAACGACACAAAACUUCGUUUAAUGGAUCAUUUAAGAAACGCUCAUAGAGGAUUUAGAAUAUACGUAUUGCAGCCUUGUCCUAAAACUAAGUAGAUUUUUCUCGAAAUGGGAAAAGAUGAGUUAAAAAAUACCUAUAAGUAUUUUUUUACUACUCAUCCUUUUAUAUAAUUUACUGCAUUUCUUGUAAAUAAUUAUCUUAGUAGAAUAUUUAAGUGAAAGGGUAAUAACUAUAUAAUUGUAUAUUUAGUUUGCCUAAAACCGAGAUUAUAAAAACUCAUAAUUUCUUUUGAGCGAGAAAGAAAUUAUCAAUGAGGGUGCUUUUUUAUUGGGAGUCACUUUUUUCAGACUAAAAUUGGGAACUUUUUUUGCGAAAUUUUAUACAGUGAUUUAUUUUUGUACGUGCCUUCAAGGUAAUAUUUGAUCUUGUAAUGAAAUUCUCAGGUCUCUUCGUUUAUACAUAUUGUAUUUUUAAUAUCGAGUUGUAAUAAAACAAUAUUUGUCAGAA
This is a messenger RNA of Belonocnema kinseyi, 1435 nucleotides long. RefSeq lists its product as uncharacterized. NCBI's taxonomy places the organism in Eukaryota, Metazoa, Arthropoda, Insecta, Hymenoptera, Cynipidae. The transcript has 5 exons. The record is from RefSeq and is a predicted model, not a curated record. The coding region runs from base 538 to 1023 and encodes 161 amino acids.